CUCAACAGUCCAAAAAAGGAACUUUUUUCUGGCAUUGUUUAUCACCUCAAAGUUUCCCCAAUUUUUUGGCUUUUACUGGAAAUCCCAAAACCCAGCAAAGGCAAAACAAAUAGAGAGGAACUUCACCUUUGGUUUCCCUCAUUUUCUCAGGAAACAAAUAGAAAUGUCCUCCUUCAGUUGAGCUCUUCUUUUUUUUUUUUUCUUUCUAAAAAAAAAGGUACCCGUUUCUCGCCCUUCUAGUAAUUUUAAUCUAUCCCCCUUAUUCAAAAUGGUUUGAUACCCAACUAUUACUAAACCUGAGAAUUCCGAACUCCGAACAAUGGAGAAGCCAACAGAAAUUAUAGCUGAAAGGAGAGAAGCCCUGAUGGUAUCAUCUGAUAGAAACCCAAGGCCUACCCUAAGAACAGCCUACUUCCUGAAUCCUACUCAUGCUUCCAUUGAAGUAGCUGUUCCCAAAAACCCUUCGCUCUGCCUGUCCUCUUUGCCUGAGAAUAUUCCAGUAAAUGUGAUUUUCAACGGGUGGAAAGACCCAACAGCAAAUUGGAAAUCGUGGGUUUAUCAUAUGGAAGAUAAGUAUCGGUCUGUGUGGAAAAAGGCAGGAAUUUAUGAAGCAGUCAUGAGUUCUACUUGCAGGUUUAAAAGAGAUGAUGGUUUAAUCACUGGCCUUGCAGAGAAAUGGUGCCCUGAGACCAACACAUUUAUUUUUCCUUGGGCAGAAGCAACUAUAACACUAGAAGAUGUGAUGAUUUUGGGAGGUUACUCUGUUUUAGGUUCCCCUGCCUUUUUAAGUUCUCUUGAAAGCAGAGAACUUGAAGAGAUUCACUAUAAACUGAAAGAAGCUAGGACUGAGUUAGGGAGACGACCGGCUCGAAAGGCUUGCCAAAAUGGAUGGAUGAAGAUGUUUAUGAAUAGUGGCAGUGAAAUAGAACAUGAAGCAUUUCUUUCAUUGUGGUUGGAAAGGUACGUUUUCAAAGAUUCUGAGCAACUAAUUAAGACUCGUGUUUUUCCUAUUGCAAUCCAUUUAGCAAAAGGGGAGCUUGUCGCGCUUGGUCCUGCUGUUCUUGCUAGUAUAUAUAGAGACUUGGGUUUGUUGAAAGCAACGAUUCUUGCUGCUACAGAGUUUGGUGAUGCAUUAGGAGUUACUCUUUGGUCACCAUUUCAUUUGGUUCAACUUUGGGCAUGGGAGAGAUUUGCAGAAUUCCAGCCAAAGCCUAAUGUCAGUGGAAAUGGUAAACCAAGAUCAGCUCUAUGGGACGAAGUUAAUGGUACGAAAGUUGUGAACUUUAGGCUUGCAUUGGACUCAGCAGCAGAAGCUUUUUGCUGGAGGCCUUAUGCCACAGGACCACACAAAUCUCAUUUCCUCAAGUUUUGCAAAGAGAAAGAAGAAUGGCAAGAUCUAGGAUCUAAUCAAGAUUUAUUGUCAUUUGCUAUAUGCUUGAGAGUGUCUGAGCUAGUUGGUCUAGAUUGUAUUGAACAAUACCUUCCUCAUCGAGUGGCGAGGCAAUUUGGAUUCGAUCAGGAUAUUCCUUGUGACAUUGCUCGAUUAAAUGAAAUACCAGAAGUUUCUUGGAUUAAUUACAUUAGGCCAUUUAAUGAUACCAAAUUGUUUUUCCCAUCUCAAUUUUUUGAGCCUGAUGUUACUGUCCAGUAUUUGGAGUGGUGGAAGCAAUCAGUAUUGGGUUCAAAUGACCUGCUCAAGGAUGCUAUCAAUACUACUGUGCGAAGAAAAAGAAAUCUAAGGAAAAGAUCAGAAAGGGUGCCAUGGGCUUCGGUAAGAAACAAUGAAGAUGAUAAUGCAGAUGUUCUCUCUAGUCCUCCUGCUAAAUAUCACAUGCCAAACAUAGAGGAGUUUGAGGAUAGUAAACCAACAAUAGGGAAGCAAUCAUGUAGCAUUGAAAAGACUGUUGCUUAUAAACCAUCCGUUCAAAAGGGUCUUUCAAAUGCAGAAGCUAAACAGGCUGCAAUAGGUGAAUCUGCAGGAGCUUUGGAAGAUGCAAUUGACUGUAAACCUGUAGUUCCAAAUUGCAGAAAAAGUGGAGGAGAAACUGGUGCUCAUACAUUUGAGGUACCAGGAUUGGCACUUGAGUCUCGCAUUGCCAAGCUUGAGAGAGCUAUUGCUGAGCUAAAAGCUUCAAGAAUUGGCUGCAGGUUUGGGAGAAACUGAUCCUAAGAAUGCAGUGGAUUUUGUUUCUUUUGUUUUUUUACUUCAUUAAGUGCAUAACAUAUCUAGCAGUGGUUGCAACAGAAUCCUAGAGAUUAUAGAAACCUUGAAAGGCCAGAAAGAAAUUAGAGUGCAUUUGCAUAGUUUAUUUGAUUCUUAUUAGAAAGAAAUUGAGUUUAGUUUAACAGAUAUAUGGGUUUCUUUCUCAAGGAAAAUCGACGCAGAGAUUAUUUCUCAACUAAAAGUUUGAUAUAAAUUUCCAUUUCAAGAUUAAGAUACCUAUUGUUAAGAGUAUACUUCCAAGCUGGUGAUUCUUUGCUGCAGAAUCCAACUUGUCAAAUAGGAACAAUUUUGGUCUAAUGAUGGUUAAGCCACCAUGGCUUGUAAAAAUGCGCAUAUGCUUUGGUAAAAAUGUUAUUAUGCAAAAUUAUCUUUGUGGUAGUUUGUAUCUAAUGAUAAGUCUAAUUUGUUA
Molecule: messenger RNA, 2633 nt
Organism: Jatropha curcas
Lineage: Eukaryota; Viridiplantae; Streptophyta; Magnoliopsida; Malpighiales; Euphorbiaceae
Biological process (GO): meristem maintenance; meristem development
Source: RefSeq, a predicted model, not a curated record